Molecule: messenger RNA, 1197 nt
Organism: Uloborus diversus
Lineage: Eukaryota; Metazoa; Arthropoda; Arachnida; Araneae; Uloboridae
Product: MICAL-like protein 1
Molecular function (GO): protein binding
Source: RefSeq, a predicted model, not a curated record
AUGGGCGAGAAGCGUGGAAUGAGAGCUUUGGAACUGUGGUGUCGUCGUUGUACUAAUGGAUACAGAAACGUUCGAGUCAAUGACAUGUCAAGCUCCUGGAAAGACGGACUGGCUUUCUGUGCCAUGAUCCAUCACUUCAGACCCGAUCUUAUAGAUUUCGAAUCUUUGUGCAAGGAAAAUAUGCUGUACAAUAACGCUUUGGCAUUUCAAGUAGCUGAAGAGAGGUUGGGCAUUCCCGCAUUGCUGGAUGCUGAAGACAUGGUGAAAUACGACGAACCCGACGCACUCAGCAUUGCUACAUACGUGUCCCAAUUUUACCAAUUUUUUGAAAAUGGUGCUCCUCAUAAGCUGGGAAUUCCUGCUCCUAAACCUGUGACCAGUCACGUGUCCCCUUUGCCUUGCAGUCGAGCUCCCACGACAAGCAUUCAUACGGGACCUUUAAACAAACGCUAAACUUGUUUGUUGCACAUCCACCAGUCUUCAAGAACAUUGCUCAUCAUUUAUGCUCUACGUGGUCAUUUAUAAAGUUACUCCCUUCUCUUCCUGUUUUCCGUUUUCAUCAGUUCAUAUGUUUACGAAGAACUUUAAUUUCGAACUAUGUUUGACAAAUGUGUGUGUAAUAUAAAAUGUAUUUUUAUUACCUAAAGUGUAUUUUCGUACGCUAAUGCAUAAAAGCGUUAUUUUUGAUUUUUGUUGUUUUGAUGUUUUUUAUUAUUAUUUUGUAGAUGUUAGAUGUGUAAAAAGUUUUAAGUUUAUAUGAUUUUGUAGUUGCGCAUGUAACAAAUAAAAUUGCCUCCAAUCGUUUAUUUUAUCCACAAAAAUAGGUUACAAAAGAAAAUAUUUCGAGUUUUAGAUAGCUUUUCUUUUCACUUAAAUUUUUAACCAUUGUUUAUUUUUCAAUAUAAAUAAGCUCAGAAGAUUAGUGAGUGAAAUUAAAUGCAAUAUUUUAAGUUGCUGAUAAACUCAUUGCUUGUUUAGUAAAAUAUUUAAUUUGUGCACUUAAAGAAUCCACGCAUAAAUUAAAGGUGGUUAUUAUUUUUUUUAUUUAUUAUACAUAACAAAAUCUUUAUAACGGUGUAAAAAUGCAUUUUUCUGAUUUAAUUUACAUACAAAAUGCUUAACACUAUGCGCACUUAUAUUGUACAUAAUUUCCUAUACUGAAGUGUUCCUUACAUAAAUGUGUUGACGUUUUGUAAG